GUGCGCUUGUUUGUAAACAUUGUAAACUUGAAAUUGAAUUUUUACCGGUUUUUAUAAAAUAUUUAUGCAAUAAAUCACAUAAACUUAAAUUUCUAACGUCCAUUACAAUGGAUUAUGUGGCUACAGUCGACUUAUCUUCUGAUGAUAAUGCAAGUGCUAACGACAAUGAAGAUGAUUUCCUACCUGAAAUAAAUGUUGUGUCGACUUCAAGCAGUCAAAAUGGGAGUCAGGAAACCUACACAAGUUCAACCAGUGGACCAAGCAGUCAAAUUGCAGCAAAAACUAAGAAACAACUGUUGGAAGAAAGAAGAAGAGAGAGAGCUCUCGCUAAACAAAACAAUAAGAUCUACAAGCCGGGGGAGUGUAUGAAACACAUGCAUAUUGAGAUGCACCCGGGGCUGCUGGCCACGUGGUACUGCGCCGACAUCCCCCGAGAGCUUGGGGCCGCCGGGGCUCACCUUAAGUCCUCCCCCGCACUGUGGGACACCUCGCUGGUGCUUUGGAGUCGCUCCGUGGAUCCUGUGUUGACUAAUGCUGGGGGAAUGGUGGGGCUAUCAGCGAGCCAGGAGCGCUGCGACCGCGGUCUGUAUGUGUGCACGGCGGAGGAGGUGGCGCCGCACGUGGAGGCGCACACCCUGGCCUCGCACAUGGCCACUGUCGAGGACCUGGCUGGCUGCAAGCUGACCCUGGUCAUGUUCGGGAUCAAAGAUUAUUUUAAAUCUUCUGGUCGCAAAACUAACAACAGCAGCCGAAAACUGAUGAACGAGAUUGACCUGGAGAUGGCCAUUACAGACCUGCUAGUGUCGGCGCAGAUCGACGCGCUGCUGGUGAACACGCCCAGCGAGCUCGCGCUGACCGUGUUGCAGUUCACUAAGGCCAUCGCCGAGGCGCCCUACAAGAAGGCGAAGCGCGCUUUCGACGAACAAGCGGAUUUUUACAUGAAGGGGGACAAUAAGAAAUGCGUAGCCGUCGACGGAGACGGUAACGGCGUGACGCGGCUGUGGCAGCAGAUGCUGGCGGUGCUGCCGCAGUCCUCGCUGCAGACCGCGCGCUCGCUGGCACGGCGAUACGCCCUGCCCAAAGCGCUGUACGAGGCUUUGCAGGUGCCAGGCGGCGUGGAGGCGGUGGCGGGCGCGGGGGUGACGCGGGCGGCGGGGGGCGGGGCGCGAGCGCUCGGACCGCAGUUCGCGCGCAAACUGCACACGCUCUUCACGGCGGAGGAUGGAGACCUACUGAUUGACUGACUCGACUGAACUAGAUUAUAAUAAAACUAGAUAAUGAUAUAAAUAAUUACUGUAUAAUAUUAUG
Aricia agestis (brown argus) is the source of this 1308-nucleotide messenger RNA. It is a transcript of the gene mms4, whose product is annotated as crossover junction endonuclease EME1. Gene Ontology annotation, cellular component: nucleus; Holliday junction resolvase complex. NCBI's taxonomy places the organism in Eukaryota, Metazoa, Arthropoda, Insecta, Lepidoptera, Lycaenidae. Gene Ontology annotation, biological process: replication fork processing; mitotic intra-S DNA damage checkpoint signaling; double-strand break repair. The transcript has 9 exons. The record is from RefSeq and is a predicted model, not a curated record. Bases 108 to 1244 code for a protein of 378 amino acids.